Messenger RNA from Arabidopsis lyrata subsp. lyrata, 1432 nucleotides. RefSeq names its product putative pirin-like protein At3g59260. The transcript has 2 exons. The coding region runs from base 836 to 1423 and encodes 195 amino acids. The record is from RefSeq and is a predicted model, not a curated record. NCBI's taxonomy places the organism in Eukaryota, Viridiplantae, Streptophyta, Magnoliopsida, Brassicales, Brassicaceae.
UAUCAGAUUCUCCAUUAAAAAGCACAAAAGUUUUUUUUUUUUUUUUUUUUUUUUGUUAUUGUCGAUUUUAACUGAAGCGAACAGAGACAGAAGAUAUAUUAAAUAAACAGAGUUUUAUCAAAAUCAUAGAUAUGUUAUCGAGAAAGGUCAUUAAAAAGAUAUAUGCAGAUUUUGAGAAUGAAGGUGAUGGUGCUGUUGUUAGACGAGGCAUCACCAAGUAAGCUAGUUUUCUUUUUUUUCUUUCUCAAAAUUUAUAGGAAUAUCCAAUGCUUCACCUUCAAGUUUCAUAUAUUUUCCUUGUGCUUCAGGAGUGACCAAGAGUUGUUGGACCCGUUCGUCUCGCUAGUUGAAUUUUCCGGUAAAACUUUCUACUUCCAUAAUGUGUAAAUUAAAAUUUCUGAUUUUGAUGUUUACUUAUUUAUUGUUUGUUCAGUUUCACCUCCUGGUGGAUUCAAAGAUCAUCCUCACAGAGGUAGUAUCACCUAUUCAUUAUUUCUACAUGUACACAAAGCUUGCUCUGUUCUGUCAUGUUACUGAUGUGAUUAGAUCAACUGUGUGCAGGUUUUGAAAGUGUCACAUACAUGUUGCAAGUGAGAAACAUGUCUUCAUCGAUGAUUCGAGUCAAUAAUCAAAGCUUUUGUUUUUUCUUACUCGGAUCGAUUUAACUUGUAUAGGGAGGCAUCAUUCACCAAGACUUUAAUGGUAAUAAAGGUACAAUCCAUGAAGGAGAUGUUCAGGUAAAAAAAAAAAAAAAAAGACAUCUCAGACCAAAAGACUAUUGAAUCCUCUUAAGCUUUCUUGUUUCAUCCUUUUGAUUCUGAUUCUAUUGCAGUGGAUGACAGCAGGAAGAGGAAUCAUUCAUUCUGAAAUGCCUGAAGAACAAGUCAACAAGGGGUUACAGCUUUGGAUCAACCUCCCUUCCAGUGACAAAAUGAUGGAGCCUAAAAAUCUAGAUAUGUCGAGUUCAGAGAUUCCUAGAGCAGAUGAAUAUGGAGUAGAGGUCAAAGUCAUAGCUGGAGAGUCAAUGGGAGUCAAAUCUCCUUUCUACACAAAAACACCAGUCAUGUUCCUGGACUUUACUCUCGAUCCAAGAGUUCAAACCCACCAGACCGUUCCAGAGUCAUGGACCGCCUUUGCCUACAUUAUAGAAGGCGAUGAAGGCGUGUUUAGCUCCUCGGACUCUUCCACAGUACAAGCACAUAAUGUUGUGGUGUUUGGAACAGGGGACGAAGUUAGCGUGUGGAACACGUCAAGCUCUAGAUCGUUGAGGUUCUUGUUGAUUGCAGGGGAACCGAUUGGCGAGCCUGUGGUUGAGCGUGGGCCAUUUGUGAUGAACUCACAAGCUGAGAUUGAUAUGACGAUUAGGGACUAUCGUAAUGCCCAGAAUGGCUUUGAAAUGGCCAAGCAUUGGAGGUCAGAGUGAAGAUUUUGA